AUGUCGGAGACUUCAAGCGUCGGGAAUCGUGGCAUCGAUAGCUUCGAUCCAGACGAGCCUUUCGAUGAGGCCACCGUCAUUCACCGAUUCGAAGACGAUGUCGAAGACACGCAGAUCCACGCGUUUCAAAGGAGCAGCCUGCUGCCAUGGCAGCGGGCGGUCACGCUGCAGGAGCUCCUCACGAUUCGCAGCGACCUUCCCCGUCUGUGCAAUGGCUGGAGGAGUGAACGCACUGGCCACCAUCUGGUGCCCGAGAAGACGUACGACUUCGUGUCUUGGCUGCUGUUGACGGAGAAUGGGGUGUCCGAGGACACUUCGCUGCCCAAGGCCGUUGCCAUCAUCUGCCAGGUAGAGGUGGUGACAGAGUUGCAGGACGAGAACGACGGAAGGUCGUACUUGGACCUGCUCGUAGACCUGAAGCGCGGACGCUUCCUGACUGGUCCGAAGGCUCCCGGUCUGUGCCUGGACAUUGAGAAUGUGCAGAAUGGUGACUGGUCGCCAGCCCCUGAGAAGGUCACAUGUAAUGGUCUCUCCGCGAGCUACAAGGAGCUCUUGUCAACCCAGCCAUGCGUUCCGGUGUGGUAUUGCAGUCACUGGUGGGGAGAGCCGAUUUUUGAGUUCGUGAGCGGUUGCCGGCGCCACGCAGAAGUUCGGCACCUUGUGGUCGACGCACGAUACUGGGUGUGUGGCUACGCCAAUCGCCAGCACGAGCUCGAUCAAGAGAUCUCAGCUAAUAUCGUGCAGACAUCGUUCUACGCAGCACUUCGCGAGGCGAAGGGUCUCCUCCUGAUCUUGGACCCAAAGGCUACUCCUUUCUCGAGGAUUUGGUGCGACUUCGAGCUUUACACGGCCAUCAUGAGUCGUGACAUGGGGCUCGACAUCGUCACUACCAUCCCGCCCAGACAUGGGAAAGAAGCAGAGACGCGAAUGUUGAGCAAGGACUUGGAGUCAGCGGUGGCCAAGUCUGUCCGGGAGCAGAAUUUCCCCAUCAAUAUUCUGGCGCACGGGUUGGAGGUCAUGCUGGAGAAUGGCAUGGCCACCCAGGAGGAGGACAAGCAGGCCAUCCUUGAUGCCAUCGCCACGGAGCAGUUUGAGCCCGGACCUGGGAAGCCUCAGAUCUCGAACGAGCUGCGGGCCAACAUGACCCUCCACUCCACUCUCGCCAUCCUCGCCUGGCCACAGGCGAUGAACAGGGGCCUUUUGAGGCACGGUGCGGACGACGACGACUUCGAUGUCGAAGGAGCUUUGCGUUCGGAUGUUACGAGGGACUCCGUUGAAUUGAGCCUAGCGCACUUCGAGAAGACCUGCGUGGAUGCAGGUGUGAAAGUCCUGGCAGAGUGCAUUCCUCCCAAUAUUUCGAACCUCAAGCUGAGUUUCGAAGGCUGCCAUCAGCUGACCGAUGCGUCCCUUCAUGCGCUGGCAUCCCAUCUCCCCAAGCUCAGGACUCUCUACCUCGAUUUCGUGGGCUGCGAGAACCUGACGGAUGUUGGUAUGAAGGCGCUGGCCGAGAGCCUGCCGGAGACCUUGGUCGAGCUGGAGCUCCACUUCGUGGGCUGCAUUCGCCUGAACUCCUCGGGCCUGGCUCCUGGGGCCCAUUUUUGGGGGUUGGAAAAUCGAGGCUUCAAUUGUUAG
This is a messenger RNA of Symbiodinium sp. CCMP2592, 1632 nucleotides long. NCBI's taxonomy places the organism in Eukaryota, Dinophyceae, Suessiales, Symbiodiniaceae. The record is from the annotation of a GenBank genome assembly.